This is a messenger RNA of Dictyostelium discoideum AX4, 4668 nucleotides long. RefSeq lists its product as hypothetical. The record is from RefSeq and is a predicted model, not a curated record. The transcript is spliced from 2 exons. NCBI's taxonomy places the organism in Eukaryota, Evosea, Eumycetozoa, Dictyosteliales, Dictyosteliaceae. Gene Ontology annotation, molecular function: ATP binding; protein kinase activity; protein serine kinase activity. Bases 1 to 4668 code for a protein of 1555 amino acids.
AUGACAAGUGUUGGUACUACCCUUAUUGUUAAACCUGCUAACAAUAGUGGUGGAAGUGAUGGUAAUAUAAAAAAUAAUAAUAAUAAUAAUAAUAAUAAUAAUAAUAAUAAUAAUAAUAAUAAUAAUAGUAAUAGUGGAAAUAAUAGUAAUAAUAAUAGUUUUAUAGAUGAUCAAGUAUUGCACACUGGAUAUCUUACCAAACAAGGUGGAAGAAUUCAAAAUUGGAAAAUUAGGUGGUUUGUUUUAAAAAGAGGAACAUUAUCAUAUUAUUUAUCACCAAUUAAUUGGGAAUAUACAAAGCCAAGAGGUGUAAUUUAUUUAACUAAAAAAACAGAAUUAAAAGAAGUUGAUCAUAGAAAUCGUAGACAUUGUUUUGCAGUUAAUCCAAAUUAUAUAUCAGAGAAUCAAUCAAUUAUACAACAACAACAAAAUCAACCAAUAUUAAGAUCAUCAUCUGAUUCAGUUAAUAAUAAUAAUAAUAAUAAUAAUAAUAAUAAUAAUAAUAAUAAUAAUAAUAAUAAUAAUAAUAAUAAUAAUAAUAAUAAUAAUAAUAAUAAUAAUAAUAAUAAUAAUAAUAAUAAUAAUAAUAAUAAUAAUAAUAAUAAUAAUAAUAAUAGUAAAUUAUAUCCAAAUUCAACUAGAAUUUAUUUAAUAUCAGCACAAACUGUAUUUGAUAAAUCAAAAUGGAUUGAAAUGAUAAAAUUAGCAAUUAGUAGUGAUAAUUCACAAGAUAGUAAAUUAAAGAGAGCAAAUCAUCAAUUGGAAAAAGUUAAAGAUUUAGUAUUUAGUAAUAGAAAAGGAUCAAUUCCAACAUUUCCAUCAUUAUUAAAUAGAACCAUUGCAACAGAGUCUUUAAAUGAUUUAAUUAAAGUUCAUCUAUCAAAGAAAAGAUUUUAUUUUUAUCAUGAUAAUUUAACAUUACCUGCAUUAUCAUACAUUGAUUCUGAAUCACCCGUUAAUUUACAAGAGAUUCAUCAUCAACAUUUAAUUUUACUUCAACAACAAAAAGAAGAAUUAAAUAAAAAAUUAAAGAAAAUUCAACAACAAAAUAAUAUUGGAGGUGGUGGUAGUGGUAGUAAUAUAGCAAAUUCUGCUAAUAAAAUAAAUAAUAAAAACAAUGAUAAAAUUAAUGGUGUUGGCAGUGGUGAAGAUAAAAAUAAUAAUAAAGGCGGUGGUGGUGAUAAUAAUUCACAAUCAUCAUCAUCAUCAGUUUCUCCAACUACUGUAUCACCAUCAGUUUCUCCUUUAUCAAGUUCACCAACAAAACCACCAAUUAUUUUAAGUAAGAAACCUUUACCAACACCACCAAGAAAUAUUAGUACAAGUGAUAAUGGUAGUGGAACUGAUUCACCUUUUUAUAAUUCUGCUAUAACAAGAUUACCAUUAAUUUCAACAAGUGUUGGUAUGGUUGGUCCUAAUGGUAUGGUUAAUAUAACAUCAAUGAAUACUACAACUACAACAACUACGACAACUACAACAACAGCACCAACAACUACAAAUACAAAUACAAAUAUUAAACCAUUACCAGGAAUACAACAAAAUAAAUUACAAUUAAUUCAAAAUAAAGAUGGUGGUGGUGGUGGUGGAGGAGUUUUAAAGAGAACAAAUCCAUUAUUAUCAACAUCAGCACCAUCAAUGGCAUAUAACCAAUUAGUUGCCAAUAGUGGUAUAAUUCAUAAACAUCAACCAAAGAUUGUUGUAUUUCAUUUGGUUAGAGAUUCAUUUCAAAUUUCAAAUAUUGGUGGGUGUUCAUUCAAUUUUGAGAUUUUAUCACCUUUUGAUCCAAAUUUCACAUUAAAUUUCAUACCAUCAAGUGGAACCAUUCAAAAAGGUGAUUCAUUAACUGUUUUAGUAGAGUUAAUGGCAUAUAAUCAUAUAGAGACCGAUAUCUAUAGUACAUUACAUAUUAUUGGUGGUAUGGAAUUUACAUUAUUUUGUAGGAUUGAAACUGAUCCUUAUCUUCCACUCUUUUUAAAAUCUUGUGCCGGUAGUGUACUUCCACUAGAGAAACAAAUGAAAAUGGAAAGUUUUAUGAAAAAAAAUCCAACCAUGGUAAAAUCAAUUCAAGAAUUAGCUCAUACAUUAAUUUUAGAUGGUAGAAAUAUAAUACCACUUCAUUUAUCAAAUAAUAUAAAUAUAAAUAAUAAUAAUAAUAAUGGUGGUGGUGGUAGUGGUUAUAAUAUAGGAGGUGGUAGUAAUAAUAGUAUUGGUGGUAGUGGUAGCAAUAAUAAUAGUAAUGUAAAUAUAAGUAAUGGUUGGAAUAUUGAAAAUUCAAAUAGGAGAAAUAGUGGAGGUUGUUUAAAUUUAGUAGGGGGUAGUGGUGGUGGUGGUCUUAUAAAUAAUAAUAUUAAUAAUAAUAAUAAUAAUAAUAAUAAUAAUAAUAAUAAUAAUAAUAAUAAUAAUAAUAAUAAUAAUAAUAAUAAUAAUAAUAAUAAUAAUAAUAAUAAUAAUAAUAAUAAUAAUAAUAAUAAUAAUAAUAAUAAUAAUAAUAAUAAUGGAAGUGGAUUAUUAUCUUCAUCACCAUUAAUUACAAUUUCAAAUCAAAAUACACCAACACCUCAAGCAAGAGUAAAACUAAGUAAAUAUAUAUUAAAUUUUCAACGUAAUCAAAAAAAGAAUUCAGUUGGUGAUGUUGAGAGUGUGAAAAUUUAUCAAUUAUUAACUGAUAAAUUCUUAAUAUCAAAUUCGGGUUCAGCAGAUGCAUCUUUUCAAUUUCAUUUUCCAUCACGUGGUAAAAAGAAUGAUUUAUUUAGUUUAUCAUUAGUACCAACCAAUGGUACAGUAUCAAAAGGUGAAUGGUUUUAUAUUAAAUCGACAUUGACAGUAUUUGUUGAAACUGAAAUAUCAGAGAUGAUUCAAUUAAUUAUUAAUCAAAGAGAGGUACAUCAUAUAUUGAUCACUGUGAAAUGUGAAAAUAUUCAUCCAGGUAAUAAAGAGAUUGAUUUAGAGAAAGAAGUGGUUUUACAUGAACGAUUAGGUACAGGUGCAACUGGUGAUAUUUAUCGUGGUUUAAUUUCUCAAGAUAAUUUAAAUCGUCAUAUUAGUAAUCAAGAUAGUAGUGGUAGUAAUAGUAGUGGUAGUGGUAGUGGUCAUAAUUGGUUAAUAGCAAGAAAUCCAUCAAAUGAUAUAAUCAAUAAGGAUGCAAUUAUUGGUAGUGGACCACAAAUUAUUGUAGCAGUAAAGAAAUUACAUCCAUUGGCAGAUCCAUCACCAGAGAUGAUUCAAGAUUUCUAUAAUGAAGUUAGAGUAUUGAGUAUGUUUAAUCAUCCAAAUGUUGUGAAAUAUGUUGGUGGUUGUACAAAGAUAGCAAAUUGGUCAAUUGUUAUGGAAUAUGUACCAGGUGGUAAUUUAAUGGAUGUCUUGGCAAAUCCUGUAUUGGUUAUACCAUAUAAAUUGGUAUUACGUAUGGCAUUGGAUAUUGCAAAGGGUUUACAUUAUUUACACUCAUUGGGUAUACUACAUUUAGAUAUGAAAUCACCAAAUCUAUUGGUAUCAUCCCUAUCAACAAGUGCAAAGGUUAAUAUAAAGGUAGCAGAUUUCAAUACAUGUAUCAAUAGGAGUAGAAUCACUGCAGGUUUUUUCAAUAGACAUACAGGUAGUGGUGAUAAUAAUAAAGUUGAAAAAGACUCAAAAAAAGGUACAACACUUUGGAUGGCACCCGAAGUAAUUAGAGGUGCUAUGUAUUCAGAGAAAUGUGAUGUUUAUUCAUUUGCAAUUAUUAUGUGGGAAAUGGUAACAAGAAAACUACCUUACUCUCAUAUAGCUUUCAAUUGUGAAGUUGAAGAUCAAGUACUCAAAGGAUUACGUCCACCAAUUCCAAUGCAUUGUAAUAAAAACUACACUGAUCUUAUGGAACAAUGUUGGGAUGAUGAUCCUGAAAAUAGACCUUAUUUCGAUACCAUCAUUCAUAGUAUUAGUAAAAUGAUUGAAUCAAAUGAUAUCACUGAACAAAAAGCAAAAGCAUCUUUCAAAGGUUUACGUCGUACUCAAUCAAAUAGUACUUUAAAUUUAUUACAAGUUCAAAAUAAUAAUAAUAAUAGCAAUAACAAUAACAAUAACAAUAAUAAUAAUAAUAAUAAUAAUAGUAAUAGUAAUUUAAAUAAUUGUAAUAAUAGUAGUCCAAAUCUUGGUACAAAUAGUGCUAAUAAUGAUAGUGGUGUUUCAGUACUUCAAACUUGUAGUGAUAUAGGUGUUGGUAGUACUGGUACAAAUAGUGGUACAAGUGGUACAAAUAGUGGUUUUGAUUCACCAGUUAUAGUUACAAAAGAUUAUCAUUUAAUUUCAAAUUUACAAAAAUUGGAUUUACAUUCAAACGAUGGUAGUGAUACAAAUGGUAGUCAAAUUGGCUUUAAAAGUGAUAUCAAUUCGAAAAAGAGUUCACUUGAAGUUCAUUCAAAACAUAAAUCUAAAAGAUUUAGUUAUGAUGGUGGUUCAAGUAGAGCAUCAAUUAACACAUUAAAUAAUGAUAGUAAUUUACCAUUCAAAUUUUCACCACCUUCAACUCCACAAAGUUCUUUUCUUCAAUUAAAGAAAUUGGAUAAAGAAUUAAAAUCAAAUUUAGAAUCUAAUGCUGGAACAAAACAUUCUUUUAUAAGAUAUAAACCAUCUUUUACAAAUGUUACUUCUGCAAAAUCAAAACUUAAUUUAAAUAAUAAUAAUAAUAAUUAA